Magnolia sinica is the source of this 2208-nucleotide messenger RNA. RefSeq names its product U-box domain-containing protein 30-like. The record is from RefSeq and is a predicted model, not a curated record. Gene Ontology annotation, molecular function: ubiquitin protein ligase activity. The coding region runs from base 384 to 1691 and encodes 435 amino acids. Gene Ontology annotation, biological process: protein ubiquitination. The transcript has a single exon. Lineage: Eukaryota; Viridiplantae; Streptophyta; Magnoliopsida; Magnoliales; Magnoliaceae.
AAAAUCAGAGAGGGAGAGGGACAGGCCGAGAGAACAUUUUGCAGCAGCGAUUUCUUCUCUCCCGACUCUGGUAUGUUCUUCCUUCGAUCCACAUCUCGUGACUGCUCCCUCUCCCAAAUUCUAUUUCCAAUUCUGUCCUUUUGGGUCCCAUUUAUUUCCAUAUCUGCCCCGGGUUCUUGAUUUUUCUGGUCUUCUUUUUCUCUGAUCUGGGGUUUUGAUGAUUUCACCUUUUUCCAAGUGAGAUUUCAUGCUCAUGAUGUGUUUGUGAAAAUGCCAUUGUUCUUUUGACUGGGUAAAGUGAAAAGAAGGAGAUGUAUGAUUGUGAUUGUAUCUCCAUUGAAGGGCAUUCUUGUAGUUUGUGAAGGGCAUUUCUGGUAGGAACAAUGCCAAUGUUUCAGUUGCCUGCUUGGAGGAAAGAUGGGGUUGGUGGGCAUGCCUUAGAUCUUGAGAUUUCAACUAAGGAUGGGAUUGUGGGAAGUGGGUUUGAGAGAUCUGAUCUGAAGAAGAUGAUUGAUGAGCUUGAUCUGGUUGAUAUCCCAUCUGUCUUCAUCUGCCCCAUCUCACUGGACCCCAUGCUCGAUCCUGUGACCCUUUGCACUGGCCAGACCUAUGAGAGAUCUAACAUACUCAGAUGGUUCUCACUCGGCCACCUCACAUGCCCCACCACCAUGCAGGAGCUCUGGGAUGACUCAAUCACACCCAACAAGACCCUUUACCAUCUGAUCUACGGCUGGUUUUCACAGCGGUAUCUGCAGAUGAAGAAGCGGUCGGAGGAUGUCCAAGGGAGGGUGAUUGAAAUUUUGGAUACCCUCAAGAAGGUUAAGGGCCAGGCUAGGAUCCAAGCUCUCAAGGAGCUUCAGCGUGUCGUGGCGAGUCAUGAAUCAGCGAAGAAGACGGUUGUGGAUGAAGGUGGGGUUGGAUUGAUUUCAUCGCUUUUGGGUCCGUUCACUUCACAUGCUGUUGGGUCCGAGGUGGUUGGCAUCUUGGUGAAUUUGUCGCUUGAUUCAGAAUCGAAAACGAAUUUGAUGCAGCCUGCGAAGAUAUCAUUGAUGGUGGAUAUGUUGAAUGAGGGGACGGUUGACACCAAGAUCAAUUGCACGAGGCUCAUUGAGGUGCUGAUGGACGGCGAGAAUUUCCGAUCGGAGAUCAUCUCUAGCUUGAGCCUUUUGGUGGGGUUGUUGAGGCUGGUGAAGGAUAAGCGGCAACCUGAUGGAGCAUCCACCGGGCUUAGCUUGCUCAAGACAAUAUGUCUGUUUAAGGAGGUUCAGAGCUCAGUUGUGAGUAUUGGAGCAGUCCCGCAGCUGGUUGAGCUGUUGCCGAGUUUGAAUCCUGAUUGCUUGAAUUCUGCUUUGUUUAUCCUGGACAUUCUAGCCACCCUGCCAGAAGGGCGGGCUGCUUUGAAGGAUUGCCCGAACACUAUUCCAAACAUGGUGAGGUUGUUGAUGCGGGUUUCUGAGAGUUGCACUCAAUAUGCAUUGUCAAUUUUGUGGGCCGUGUGUAAGCUUGCGCCGGACGAAUGUGCUUCGCUUGCCGUGGAGGCGGGUUUGGCAGCGAAGCUUCUUCUUGUCAUACAGAGUGGUUGCAAUCCAACCUUGAAGCAACGGUCAGCGGAGCUCUUGAAGUUGUGUAGUCUUAAUUACACUGCCACCAUUUUCAUUUCAAAGUGCAAGCUUACAAGAACAAUCCAAUGAAAGGAAGAUGACUGGCUGGGUCCUUUUCAUCCCAUCACCCAUGGGAGUAAAGGAGUUGAUGGGGCCUGCCUGAUUCCUGAGAAAUUACGAUGGGGAGAGAGUUUAGAGCCGAUUGAUGAUCAGAAAGGGCCUGCAAGGGCCUGCAGAGAUGGCCGCUUAUUGUUAGGUACUGAGCUCUCUUCUCCUGUGUAUACUAAAACUUGCAAAUCUCUUUUCCAUUGAUAUGCAUACAGGAAGAACCAUCAUAGUAUAGAUUUAGGCUUCUCCUUUUACAAUGAUGUGAAAUCCUGGAGUGGAUUUGUAUCCACCGCCCGAUUGCCUGCCCUGUGGAAUUCUUCUUAAUAAGUCAGCAAAUUUCCAAAUCGGGCCAGUUUUGUUUUGCAAAAGAAAAGAGAAAUAGAAGAAGCUAAAAAAGCCCACAAGAUUGCAUCUCUGUUGCUUGAGCAUGUAAAUCUUUUCAUGUAAUGGAGAGUUGAAUUGAAUGUGAGACUGCAGGUUAUCCUGCUUGAAAUUUCAA